UGUGCAUGCUCUCACUAUAUCAGCCAACAAGGGAUGAAGUUGGUUGGUGUGGCUCUGAUGUUUUGUGCAAUUACAGAUUUAAGAUCAGAGAUGUAUAAUGUUGUGGGACCUGCAGAACCUCUCUUUGCUCUCACUGGUGAAGAUGUGAUCCUGCCCUGUUCCAUCAAGCCCAACACCAGUGCUGUAAACAUGAGAGUGGAAUGGUUUAGAUUUGACCUUCAAGACUCAAUAGUGUAUCUCUAUGAAAAUGGUGAAAACAAAGUCACGAAGCAGAACCAGUACUUCAGAGGGAGAACAGCACUGUUCCAAGAAGAACUACAGAAUGGAAACGCAUCACUCAAACUCUCAUCAGUCCAAGUCUCUGAUGAAGGAGUUUACAAGUGUUUUAUUGAGUCCAACUCCUGGUAUGACGACAUCACUGUUAGUGUUGAUGUUGGAGCUGUAGGAACUCCUCCACUGAUCAUUGUAGAUGCGUUCGAUCAUUCAGGAGGGCUUCGUCUGCUGUGUGAAUGCGAGGGUUGGAACCCUAAACCUGAGCUUCAGUGGCUGGACAGUAAAGGAGAGAAUUUGACUUCUGAUACUGAAGAGACACAUAAAGAUACGAAGGGCUACAGCGUGAAACACAGGAUCACUGUACAUGACAGUGAGACCAAGUAUCAGUGUAGAGUCAAACUGAGACAUCAUAUGGUGCAAACUGACAUUAUUGUCUCAAGUAAACUAUUUCACAUUUGGAGAACAUCAGUCAUUUGCAUGUCAAUUACAGUUGUUCUCAGCAUCAUUACUGCAGUUGCAGUUGCUACUUUUGUUUACAUAAGAAGAGUUCGCUAUUUGAGGAGGAUUCAAAAAGAGUUCACAAAGAGAAGGAAAUAUGCAGCGGAUGUGACACUGGAUCCAGAUACAGCUCAUAAGUGUCUCAUCUUGUCUGAAGAUGGGAAACAAGUGCGACGUGGAGAAAAAAAACAGAAUGUCCCAGACAACCCUGAGAGGUUUGAUAAAUGUGGGAAUGUCCUGGGAAAGCAGGGAUUCUCCUCUGGAAGAUUUUAUUUUGAGGUGCAGGUGAAGGGGAAGACUAAUUGGGAUAUAGGAGUGGCCAGAAAAUCCAUUACCAGAAAGGGGAAGAUCACACUGAGUCCUCAGAAUGGUUACUGGACAGUGCGGUUGAGAAAUGGGAACCAGUAUAGUGCCUGUGCUGGACCCACUGUCUCUCUCUCCCUGAAAGUCAAGCCUCAGAAGUUGGGUGUGUUUGUGGAUUAUGAGGAAGGCUUGGUCUCUUUUUCUGAUGUGGAGUCCAGGUCUCAUAUCUACUCUUUCAUCGAUCAGUGGUUCACUGAGGAUCUCUAUCCGAUCUUAAACCCAUGUACAAACAUUAAAAGCAAAUACUCUGCCCCACUGAUCAUCUCAUCUGUUAAUUUCAAUGAGUGA
Messenger RNA from Sinocyclocheilus anshuiensis, 1422 nucleotides. RefSeq names its product butyrophilin subfamily 1 member A1-like. Lineage: Eukaryota; Metazoa; Chordata; Actinopteri; Cypriniformes; Cyprinidae. Gene Ontology annotation, biological process: T cell receptor signaling pathway; regulation of cytokine production. The record is from RefSeq and is a predicted model, not a curated record. Gene Ontology annotation, cellular component: external side of plasma membrane. Gene Ontology annotation, molecular function: signaling receptor binding. The coding region runs from base 34 to 1422 and encodes 462 amino acids. The transcript is spliced from 8 exons.